AUGUCGGAGUCCAACAAUCAUGACAAAGAUCAGGACAACAUCGACUCUUCAUCAUUUGCAAGUAUUUUGGCUGGUGUCAAACGUAUGAGAGAUGAAUACGGAGGCGAUUACUCAGAAAAUGACGUAACCAUACAAAGAAAAUCUCGACCACAACUCCAACAGCCAGCACCCCCACCUGUUAGUUCAUCAACGACUGCUAAUCCGCCAACAGCUACAGCUACAAGCAUCAUAACCACUGCCCGAAAGGUUUUGGAAACUCAAAGAGCAACAUUAGAGAAGCCAACAGCCAAACCGGUCUCACCGGCCGAUGCAGCACGCUCCACGUCUUCCAAUACCAACAAUCCAGUACGACCGGCAAGACUACCGCAGCAGCAGCAGCAGCAGCAGCAGCAUUCGCGAUCAGGUGGGCUAUCAGAUAUACUAGUUCACAAAUCGCAAGAAAAGAACCCGCUAUUGAGUGAGUCCAUGAUGAAAACAACGCCCUGGGUAUUUGAUGGAAGCAUAUUAUCCGAUUAUUACAUAAGUCCCACUUUCCAAAUCUUAUUUUUGUCUUUGAAAUAUCACAAGUUGAGACCUGAAUAUAUCUGGACCAGAUUGAAGAGAUUGAACAAAGGAUCCAGUAUCGUUGAGAAUCGAAAAGAUAACAAUUUACGUGUCUUGUUAGUGGUUGUUGAUAUUGAAUCACAUCAAGAAGUGUUGCGCAAGUUGUCCGACUUUUGUAUUAAACAUGACUUGUCAUUGGUGCUAGCUUGGUCGUUUGAAGAAGCAGGGAAUUACAUUGCUCUUGGGAAACACUUCGAUAAUGCCCCACAUCAAGCAAAGCAGAGUAUUCGAGGUUUUAAAGGAGCAGACUACAAUUCCAAUGUGGUUGAAGCAUUUACAGGUAUCAAAUCCGUUAACAAGACAGAUGUCUCUAAUCUAUUGGCUAACUACAAAUCAGUCAAGGAAAUGGUGUUGCAAUGCAGCAAGCACGACAAUGAAAUGUUGGGAAACAUACCCGGCAUGGGUACAGUGAAGCGACGCAAUUUGAAGCAGGUUUUCCUGGAACCAUUUAUAUUGAACCGAGCUCUGAAUAAGUGA
Messenger RNA from Lodderomyces theae, 1080 nucleotides. It is a transcript of the gene RAD10, whose product is annotated as Rad10p. The transcript has a single exon. Gene Ontology annotation, biological process: UV-damage excision repair; meiotic mismatch repair; nucleotide-excision repair. Lineage: Eukaryota; Fungi; Ascomycota; Pichiomycetes; Serinales; Debaryomycetaceae. Bases 1 to 1080 code for a protein of 359 amino acids. Gene Ontology annotation, molecular function: damaged DNA binding; single-stranded DNA binding. The record is from RefSeq and is a predicted model, not a curated record. Gene Ontology annotation, cellular component: ERCC4-ERCC1 complex; nucleotide-excision repair factor 1 complex; nucleus.